Molecule: messenger RNA, 1678 nt
Organism: Lactuca saligna
Lineage: Eukaryota; Viridiplantae; Streptophyta; Magnoliopsida; Asterales; Asteraceae
Source: the annotation of a GenBank genome assembly
UUAACUUUUAUUUUCUGUCAAAUUUAGCAUCUUACUUGGUUCCUAUUUUUAUGAUUUUCCUGUUUAGGUUAUGUUUUAUCAUUGUUUAAAUCCAUUACUAUUGCAAAAUUUUACAUCGAUAUUUUUUUGUAUUAUUCAGUUCGUUCUUAUAUUAUUAGUACUCGAUACACAUAAUUGUAAUUAUUUUGUGUACUUUUCUGUUAUAGUGACAAUGGCAGAAAGAAAGAUCACUUUCAUUAGAGACUUGGACAAUAUGAAUGAUGAUUACACACUAAAAGUGUCUAUUAUCCGGCUGUGGAAAUCGCUUUCAGAUGGCAACCCCACUAUUGUCAGAUCAAUUGAGAUGAUACUCAUGGAUGAAAUGUGUACAAAAAUCCGAGCAAGUGUGUAUCCAAGAGAUUUUCAAAGGUUUGAGUCCAAAUUGAAAGAAGAUCAAGCUGUUUACAUCCGGUCCCCCACUAUCGCUCCUAACAAAUACACUUUUAAAAUAAGUGAUGUAACCUCCAAGUUAAAUUUCCAUAGAAGAACAACUGUUAACGAGUGUCUACACUUUCAAUCCAAAACAAAAUAUGGAUUUUCUUUUGUUUCUUUUGAAACAAUUAUCUCUGCAACAGCUACAUCUAAUGAAUCAAUUGAUAUUAUUGGUGAAGUUGUUUCAUUAGGAAAGCUUGAUUCCGUGAUAGGUUUACAGGUUAAUGUUACGUUGUUUGGAGAUAUUGCAUACCAGUUAAUUUCUUAUCUUGAAGCUCAUAAAGAAGUUGGUCGUGUGAUUGUCCUUUUGCAAUUUGCAAGAAUUAAUGUCUAUAACGCAACACCUUCUGUGAACAGUUAUUUUGAACACACACGGAUGUUCAUAAAUGCUAAUCUUCCCGAAAUGGUCGGCCAAUAUAUCAUUGUCGGGACCAUUUAUGGUAUUCGCCAAGAUAUUGAUUGGUAUUAUGAUGCGUGUACAAACUGUGGAAAGAAAGUUCAAACAGAAGAUUUGUUCAGUGGUGCAGAUAGUGGUGAUGCAAGUGUCGUUUUAAAAUGCAAUGGUGAUAAUUGUAAAAAUAAGACGAUCUCUUCUGUUCCAAGGUAUAAAAUACCUAUUCGUGUGCAAGAUGAUUCUGGAACAAUCACUCUAACUCUCUUCGAUAGAGAUGCUUAUAGAAUCGUCAAAAAACGCGCACGUGAUCUUAUAGAUAAAAUCAAACAGGCUGGGGAUAAUCCAAGAUUAUAUCCUUACGACCUCAAAUGUUUGGAGCAUAAAAAGAUGGCUUUUAAGAUAGAUGUUAACAGUUUUAAUGUAUCCAAUAACUACAAUCGGUUUGGGAUACUUGGCUAUACGGUUGAUAGUAACGUUAUCGAUGCUUUGGAAAAAAAGUUAGCUGUCGAGGCAGGUAGUCCUGCAAAUGCUGAUGAUACAGAAAUCGCAUCUCAUGAAGUAUCUCAAGAAACAAAGUCCUUAAAGGAUGCGAUAUCGCAAACAGGUGAUAAUUUGACCCCAACAUUGCCCGACAAAUUUGAAGCUACAAGUCCGUUCAAGUAUAAUUCCCCAACAACAGUAAAAAAACGAAAUGUUGGAGAUACCAUUGAUGUUGAUGAUUAUGAUAAUGUGAAUUCAUCCACCAAGGUCCCUCGAUUGAAUUCUAAAGUUGAUGGCAACACAGGUCUAUUAAUACCAAAGCUUGAAAAGUAA